Molecule: messenger RNA, 1041 nt
Organism: Striga hermonthica
Lineage: Eukaryota; Viridiplantae; Streptophyta; Magnoliopsida; Lamiales; Orobanchaceae
Source: the annotation of a GenBank genome assembly
AUGUCUAAGGAAGCAUCACAUGGAGAAAAUCACACUAGUGCGAAGCCACCUCCUGAGCCUUCACCACUGAGAAAAGCCAGAUUCUUUCAGGCAAAUAUGAGAAUCCUGGUUACGGGUGGAGCUGGAUUCAUUGGAUCUCACUUGGUUGACAAGCUGAUGGAAAAUGAAAAGAAUGAGGUCAUUGUUGUGGACAACUAUUUUACUGGCUCAAAGGACAAUCUGAAGCAAUGGAUUGGUCAUCCACGGUUUGAGCUUAUUCGGCACGAUGUGACAGAGACAUUGUUAAUUGAAGUCGAUCAGAUCUACCAUCUUGCUUGCCCCGCUUCUCCAAUUUUUUACAAAUACAAUCCUGUGAAGACGAUAAAGACUAACGUAAUUGGGACUCUAAACAUGCUAGGGCUUGCCAAAAGAGUAGGAGCAAGGAUUUUGCUGACAUCAACAUCAGAGGUUUACGGUGACCCUCUUGUGCAUCCUCAGGAUGAAACCUACUGGGGAAAUGUGAAUCCUAUAGGUGUUAGGAGCUGUUACGAUGAGGGGAAAAGAGUUGCUGAGACUUUGAUGUUUGACUAUCAUAGGCAGCAUGGAAUAGAAAUAAGGAUUGCUAGAAUCUUCAACACUUAUGGGCCCCGCAUGAAUAUCGACGAUGGCCGUGUUGUCAGCAAUUUCAUAGCUCAAGCGAUACGUGAUGAACCUCUAACGGUUCAAUUGCCCGGAACUCAGACAAGAAGCUUCUGUUAUGUAUCUGACAUGGUUGAUGGUCUUAUUCGGUUGAUGGAAGGAGAAAAUACAGGGCCUAUUAACAUUGGAAAUCCAGGCGAGUUUACAAUGACCGAGCUUGCCGAGACUGUCAAAGAGAUGAUAAAUCCAGAUGUUAAAAUCAUAACGGUCGAGAACACACCAGACGACCCUCGUCAGAGAAAACCGGACAUUACAAAGGCAAAGGAAUUAUUGGGAUGGGAACCAAAGGUAAAGCUUAGAGAUGGCAUCCCACUCAUGGAAGAGGAUUUUCGCCAGAGGCUCGGGAUUCCAAGGAACAAUUGA